AUGCCAAUUAUAAGGAUUCUUACAAACCUUUAUGCUAAGCAACGAAGGCCCCGGCAGGGAGGCAGGGCUGGCUUCUCGGCGGCGGACGACACCUUCACGGUGCCCCUGAUGGACGCGGACUUUCAGCUCCUCGCGAGCGACCCGCUAAAGGCAAAGUCAACGGUCGUGAACAAGGUCGAGCUGGGCGAGGGCAGCCGGCGUAUCCAUGCGGCUAAGGGCCAAGAGUGGCUAGUGGCGCUGCUAAGCAAGACGGGCCUUGUCAGGGACGUCAUUGCCUCUCCCAAGUCGAUGAACGACGAGGACCUCAUAGCAAGAGUCUGA
Phialemonium atrogriseum is the source of this 321-nucleotide messenger RNA. RefSeq lists its product as uncharacterized. Bases 1 to 321 code for a protein of 106 amino acids. The transcript is spliced from 4 exons. The record is from RefSeq and is a predicted model, not a curated record. NCBI's taxonomy places the organism in Eukaryota, Fungi, Ascomycota, Sordariomycetes, Cephalothecales, Cephalothecaceae.